This is a messenger RNA of Ilyonectria robusta, 2289 nucleotides long. Its product is annotated as OPT family small oligopeptide transporter. Lineage: Eukaryota; Fungi; Ascomycota; Sordariomycetes; Hypocreales; Nectriaceae. Gene Ontology annotation, biological process: transmembrane transport. The record is from RefSeq and is a predicted model, not a curated record. Gene Ontology annotation, molecular function: oligopeptide transmembrane transporter activity. The coding region runs from base 1 to 2289 and encodes 762 amino acids. The transcript has 4 exons.
AUGGCGCCGUCCAAAGCCAGCCAUGCCGACCCCCCGAGAGAGGCCAACGAGGAGGGCCUCGAUGACUUCCAGAGCCCUGACAAGGCCAUCGACUUCGCGAUUGGCACUAUUGAGGAGCAGUUCGACAUUGACUCGGACAACUCGCCGUGCCCGGAAGUCCGCGCCAACGUUCCCAACGUCGACGACCCGUCCAUGCCCGUCAACACGCUGCGCAUGUGGGCCAUUGGCAUUCUCUUCACCAUCGUCGGCACCGGCAUCAACCAGUUCUUCUCCAUGCGGUACCCCAGCGUCAGCAUCUCGUCGCUGGUGGCCCAGCUCGUCGCGUUCCCCAUCGGCCGCGCCGUAGCCCAUCUGCUGCCCAUCAUGAAAGUGCGCUUCUUCGGGCGAGACAUCGUGCUCAACCCGGACCACUACUUCAACAUUAAGGAGCACGCCGUCAUCACCAUCAUGUCCAACCUCUCCUUCGGCCCGUCGUGGGCCACCGACAUCAUCCAGGCGCAAAAGGCCACGGCGUUCUACGCGCUGGACACGCCCAUCGGCUACCAGUUCCUCCUUGCGCUGACGAUGCAGCUCUUUGGCCUCGGGUUGGCCGGACUGGCGUACAGGUUCAUCGUGGAGCCGCCGCACAUGAUUUGGCCGUCGACGCUUGCCAACGCUGCGCUUUUCCAGACGCUGCACAGCAAGGCGAAUCCCAGUGCGGAUGGGUGGAACAUUUCCCGAUAUCGUUUCUUCGUAUACGUCUUUGUGGGCGCCUGGGUUUGGUACUGGCUCCCUGGGUUUCUCUUUACGGGACUCAGCACUUUUGCCUUUAUCUGUUGGGCAGCACCAAACAACAAAAUCGUCAAUAAUCUCUUCGGCAUGACCACCGGGCUGGCCUAUCUCCCUGUCACCUUCGACUGGUCCCAAAUAGCUUACAACGGCUCCCCGCUGGUGGUCCCCUUCUGGGCUCAAGCAAAUGUCUUUGCAGGCUGGGUCAUCGUCUUCGCCGUCGUCACGCCCAUCCUGUACUACACCAACACCUGGAACACGGCGUACCUCCCCUUCUCCGGAGCCGACACGUACGACAACACGGGCAGCAUCUACAACGCCACGCGCGUCGUCGACAAGCACGGCAACUUCCUGGUGGACGAGUACCGCAAGUACAGCCCCAUCUUCAUGCCCGUCACCUUCGCUCUGAGCUACGGCAUCUCCUUCGCCGUCAUGAGCUGCGUGCCCACGUACAUCUUCCUCAACCACUGGAGGGAGAUUAUUGGCGCCUUUAACCCGAGCCGCAAGAAGGACAUUCACGCCCGCAUGAUUGAGCGGUACAAGGACAUUCCCUGGUGGUGGUAUGCUCUUCUGAGCGCUGUGGUUUUCGGCCUCACCAUCAUGGUGCAGGAGGUAUACCACACGCAGAUGCCCGCCUGGGGCGUGGUGAUCGCCUUCGGACUGGCACUGUUCUACCUCAUUCCCACCGGCAGCGUGUUCGCCGUCGCCAACCUCAACAGCAACGUGCUGACGGUCCUCGGCGAGAUCAUCUCCGGCUACCUCAUCCCAGGCAAACCCAUCGUCAUGCUCAUCUUCAAGUUCUACGCCUACACCGGCCUCAGCCAAGCCAUGAUCUUCGCCUCGGACAUGAAGCUGGGCCUGUACAUGAAGAUCCCGCGGCGGACGCUGUUCGCCGCGCAGUUGACGUCGUGUGUCGUCGGUUCGCUGACGCAGAACGCCGUAGUCCUCUGGAUGCUCCACCACGUCGACGACAUCUGCGAGACAGACCAGGCCAACGGCUACACCUGUCCUCAAGGGCGAGUGAACUUCUCGUCCAGCGUCGUAUGGGGAGCCGUCGGUCCCGCGCGGCUGUACAGCAUCGGCAAGAUCUACUCCGGGCUGCUGCAUCUAUUCUGGCUGGGUGCGCUGCUGCCCGUCGUGACGUUUUUUCUCAAGAGGAGGUUCCCGGAUAACAAGUACCUGGCUUACUUGCAUUGGCCGCUGUUCUUUGCGGGAACGGGCAACGUGCCCCCUGCAACAGGUCUCAACUACACGUCCGCCUUUGCAGUUUCGUUUAUUUUUAAUAAAUGGAUCAAGAGCAAGUACCCUCAUUGGUGGGCCAAGUACAACUACGUUCUCUCGGCCGCUCUUGAUUCCGGCCUUGCCAUCUCCGCCAUCGUCAUCUUCUUUGCUUUGGUGUUCCCAGGGGUUAGCCUAAGUUGGUGGGGUAACAACGUCCAGGGAACCACUGUUGACGGUCAAGGCAUUCCUCUCAAGGCCCUCCCUGAGAACGGCACGUUUGGUCCGGCAACUUGGUCGUGA